This is a messenger RNA of Gryllus bimaculatus (two-spotted cricket), 2247 nucleotides long. Lineage: Eukaryota; Metazoa; Arthropoda; Insecta; Orthoptera; Gryllidae. The record is from the annotation of a GenBank genome assembly.
CAUCUUAGUUUGUCUCGCCUCGUGCCCACGAUCCACCGCCCGUUCAGACAAUGCGGGACGACGGCCUAUGGCCGAGAUCGCCGGGGCAGCCCGUUGGGUGGUGUUACUAGUUUAUCGACGCUUAAUGUUCUCAGACGUGAAUUGCGUCGAGAUAAUUUGUAGGUUUCGUACUCAUUGCUUACUAAUCUGUGCCAUUCACUAAAAUUUCAGCUUUCUGUCAAUUGAAAUGAGCGAACAUGGAUGUAUACAUUUAAGCAAUUUCAAAGCAGCCAAGGGCACGCAACCAUACAAAGUAAUAUACGCGUAUUUUGUAGCUUGCACUUCGACUGAAGCAAGGAAAAGAAAGGCAUUUUCCUGCUAUUGCUAUAUAUGUCGAUGUCUGGGUCCGCGUUUGCAUUCGUGCCUUCAUUGCAUAUUUUUUGGAUGCUUUGUCAGUGGACACAUACAAGAACAUGCCAAAUCAAAGAAACAUUUCCUGGCGGUUGAGUUAACCUACGGAAUGGUUAUGUGCUUCCAAUGUGGAGAUUACAUUUAUGACAGAGAACUGACAGAUAUUGCUAAUGAACGUGAUGCUAAAGCUUCAAAAGCUCUAGGUUUACCUAUAUCAUAUCGUUCCUGGGAACCUUCUGCAAAUGAAAUUGAACUCCUUAGGUUACAUCCACGAAGAAGACGGGUUAUUGAAAACUCUACAAUUGGGUUACGUGGACUUAUCAACCUCGGCAAUACAUGUUUCAUGAAUUGCAUUGUACAAGCAUUGACCCAUACACCCCUCUUACGAGAUUUCUUCCUAGCUGAUAAACAUCAGUGUCAGUUUAGAGAUCAACCUGGGAGUUGUCUUGUGUGUGAAGUCUCUAGGCUAUUCCAAGAGUUCUAUUCUGGAAACAAAGCACCAUUGAUCCUGCACCGUUUGCUUCACAUGAUUUGGACACAUGCUCAUCAUCUUGCUGGAUAUGAACAGCAGGAUGCUCAUGAAUUCUUUAUUGCUACCCUGAAUGUCCUACAUCGUCAUUGCAAGGGAUCUAGUGCUCAUACCCAUAGUAGUCCAGAACAUUGUAACUGCAUAAUUGACCAGAUCUUUACGGGAGGGUUACAGUCAGAUGUUGUAUGCCAAGCAUGCAAUGGAGUAUCCACAACAAUAGAUCCAUUCUGGGACAUAUCAUUGGACCUUGCUACUGACAUUCCAACAUCGUCAUCAGAGUCUAAUGAUUCUGGGCAGAAGUCGAGUGAAUCAAGUCAAAAAUCAAAUGAACAGGAACCUACUUCACUUAUUGAUUGUUUGACAAGGUUUACACGUCCAGAACAUCUUGGCUCAAGUGCUAAAAUUAAGUGUAGCAAUUGUCAAAGUUAUCAAGAAUCAACUAAACAACUGACAAUGAAAAAACUGCCAGUUGUUGCUAGCUUCCAUUUGAAGAGGUUCAAACAUUCCAGUCGCUUCCACAAGAUUUCCACAUAUGUAGCAUUUCCAGAACAUUUGGAUAUGACACCUUUUAUGUCACAUUAUCGGAACAUGAAUAACGGUCAUUGUGGAAAUACAUUCAACUUACUGCCUGAUAACAGGUAUUCUCUUUUUGCUGUGAUAAAUCAUCUGGGAACUUUAGAUGGAGGACAUUACACUGCUUUUAUUCGCCAGCAACAAAAUCAUUGGUUUAAAUGUGAUGAUCAUCUUAUAACAAAAGCGAAUAUCCAGGAAGUGUUAGAUAGUGAGGGGUAUCUUCUUUUCUACCAUAAACAGUUCCUGGAAUACGAAUAGUCAUUCAAUGUUUUGAACAAAUUGUUGUGUAUCAUAUGUAAUGUUAAAAAUAAUGAAGCAAUUGACCCAUUAGUAAAGUCAUGUCAUAGAUGUACAUUAAAUAUAUGUUUAUUAGUGGGUUAUGUACAUUAUUUCUCAAGAUGUCUUUCAUUUUGAAGUACUGUGUGAUGUGUGUAUUCUUUCUGUUGGACAGUAACAAUGGUAUUCACAUUAGGAUGUGAUGCUUGUAUUUAAUGUGCAGAUUUGAAGUGUACUCUGAAUAAUAUAACUAAAUAUGAUGAAUUUAAUGUCCUUAAUGUCAGGUUCUGGUGUACUAUAUUGUGUUGUACUUGGGGCAAUUAAAUCAAUCUACUUAUCAGUAUUUAAUAAACUAUGUUGUUUCUCAGGGUACUAUUCUUCAAUUGACGUAAAGGUUAUGGAUGACGAAACUUUCGUGUUGUGCAUAUUUAUGAUUUAUAAUUAUUAAAUGUAUAGAAUAUACAUUACUUUUUUAUCUA